Molecule: messenger RNA, 3852 nt
Organism: Didymodactylos carnosus
Lineage: Eukaryota; Metazoa; Rotifera; Eurotatoria; Philodinida; Philodinidae
Source: the annotation of a GenBank genome assembly
AUGUCCGAUGCUACGGCUUAUAUUUGUCCCGUUUGUGUUUACAAUUCAGAUAAUCUUGAAGAUUUAGAAGCACAUUUAUCUAAAAUUGUCACCACAAACACCGUGAAACGUAUUAAACGACACUCAUCUGAAUCUCUCAGUACAACAGCUUACAUUAAUUUGGAUGAUGAUGAAUCGUCCAGAUUAGAAAAUGGUGGAGAACAAGACGAAGAAGGUGAUGAAGAAGAUGAGGUUGACGAAUAUGAAAGAGAUGAUAUGAAAGAAGAAGAUAUGACAUCUUCAAGCUUAACUUGUCCAGUUUGUCAAGUAAAUUAUCACCGAACUGGACAUCUAAUGAGACAUAUGAAACGAAAACAUAAUAUAGAAAAUUUACCAACAAAUAAUAAUAGUUUUUUACAGCAACAACAACAACACAUGACAAAUGGUAUUAAUCAAAUUAAAGAACAGACAUUCAACGCAGCUAUCGAUCUACCAUCAGCAUCUCAAACAUCAUCGGCAUCAGGAAGUGAUUCUCCAAUAAUAACUGAUUCGAUUACUGAAUGUCCCUAUUGUGAAUAUAAAACAAAUGAUAUUGAACAAUUUAAAUUUCAUAUUGCUGCUCAUAUUCGUGAUAAAAAUUAUCGUUGUUUAUUAUGUAAUCGUUUAUAUAAAUAUCGUGGUGAUUGUUCAUUUCAUAUUCGACGAAAACAUCAUCGUUAUAGUGCAAAUUCAAAUGAUUAUAUUCAACGUUUUGUAUUUGAUACUGGUGAUGAUGAAGGAAGUAAUAAUAACAAUAACAACAAUAAUGGUACAUCAAAUAGCAAUGGUAAUGGUUUGAGUGGUACAAAAGAUAAUUUAGCAAAUGAUAAUGAUUUAUCUAUGCCAUCAAGAUAUUUUGGUUGUCCCUAUUGUGAUUAUACAUCGAACUAUGGUGGAGAUGUGAGAAAACAUCAGGCACGAAAACAUCCAAAUGUUGAAUCGAAAGUAAAUAAAAUAAUUCGACAAGAACAAGAGCAACAACAAAAUACUGAAUUACAUAGAAAUGAAAGUGGUAGUGAAAGUGAUAAUCAACAGUGUGGUUCAAAUGAUGGUGAACAAUUUCAAAGGCAAGAAGAAGAUAUGGAGCAGCCAGAGGAAAAUGAGAGAACACCCGAUGAAAUAGAGCAGCCUAAAUCGACCGUCAAAAUAACAAAAAAAAAGACAGCUUCCGAAUUAUUUAUGCAAAAUAUGGAUCAAAUCAUACAGCAAACAAAUUUAUCAUUAAUAUCAAAUUUUGCACCAGUACGUGUAUUUCAAUGUAGUUGUUGUCAUCAACAAGGUACAUAUAAAUGGGUAGUUGAAAGACAUAUUCGAGCGAAACAUCCCGAUAUGCCCGAUGUUAGAGUGAUUGAAUUACCAGCUGAAUUAGCUGUCAAAUUACAAAAAAUAACACCACCAUUAAAACGUUUUCGUUGUUCAUUAUGCCCAUUACAAUCGAAACAUACAUGGGUUAUCGUUCGACAUAUUAAACAUUUUCAUACAUUACAAACAGCAACCGUUUUGGAUAUAUUACCAGAAAAUGGUACACCAUUAGUAAAUCCCAAAACUACCAAUGAACAGUUUCCUUCCGGAAACGGAGAAUAUUCCGAUGAAAAAAUACUUGAACCAAGUAAUACUGAUGCCAAUUCAUCAUCAUUAAGCAGUUCGUAUACCGAUACAGAUGCAAAACGUCAUUCAAUAGCGUCUAAACCAAAUUUAUUAAAAGUAAAUUCAAUCAAAAAUAAUUUAAAUACAUUAAAAGAAGAAUUGAAUGAUGAGAUGGAUGAGGAGGAAGAAGAAAGCGAUAGUGGCUAUUUUCCCGUUAAAAACAAUCUAAUAAUAAAGUCGGAACAAGCAGAUUUUUCAACUAUGUAUACCUGUCAAUGUUCAUUAUGUGAUUAUCAGUCAAAAUUUCCAAUGAAAAUACAACAACACUUACAAGAAAAACACGGGAAUCAGAUGGAUGGUCACGUAUUAACACAUAGCACGAAUAAUAAUCAUGAAUUAAAUGGAAUACGACUUCAACAGCAGAAAAUGUCAACUAAAAAAUCAACACAUACGAAAAAUGGUACAAUGACAACCACAACUAUAGCAACAACAAAAGGCCCCAUCCGUCCAUUAUCACCAUCGAGUGCAUUAGCCAAAGCAAAAUUUUCACCAGCUGUUGAAGAAGCCCUACUUUCGUUACAAAGUUCAAAGUCAGCCGGUUUAUAUGCUAUACAACCAAAAUUUGGCAUUAAACGUCUGAAAUGUCGACAUUGUUUUUAUCGGUCAAAUUGGAAAACAGACAUGAUUCGACAUGUACGAAUUCGACACAAUAUGACAGAACCAGAUCAUAAUAAAGAUAUGAUUAUGAUGACCGAAAGUGAAGCACGAUCGACAAUAGAAACGUAUGAAAAUACAUUUGGAAAAGAAUUGCGUCGACGAACAUUUCGAACAUGGCAAGAUUGGGCAAAAGCUGAAAAAGAAUUUACACCAAAAGAUGGAUCUCUCCAAUACAGUAAACAGUCCAUUAAUGGUAAUUUAUCAUCGAUAGAUCACAUGAAUUACAAUGAUGGUAAACCCCAUAAUUCAUUAUUAUCAAAAUCAAACAAUAAAAAAACUGUCAUAACGCAUAACGUACCAUUAGUGUCAUCACUAUCGUCAAAUAUAAAACAACAAUCACUUGAAGGACGUUUAGAUGAUAAUAUUAAACGACGAAAAGUUCAUAUAACAACAGAUUUUAUUCAGACUGAAUUUAAACAAGAACCACCCGAUGUUGUCUGUGUAUUACAGCAACAGCCAACCCAAUUAUAUUCAACAAUGCAAAAAACAUCAUGGAAUGAUCAAUCAUUAAAACAAUUACCAAACUAUCCAUCUAAUAUUGUCAACCGUUUAUUAUUGUCAUCUUCGUCGUCUCCAUCUCAAUUCAAUUUGUCAACACAAAAUGAUGGCUCAGAAGAUGUACCUCUAGAUUUAUCACUGAAAACAACAACAAAACCAACAACUCGGACGGAGUCAAUUAUAUUAGAAACAUUUUAUGAUAAUGAUGAAGCUGAUACAUCAUGUAUCAAUGACCAACAGCAGACAUUAUCAUCAACAUCACGAAAUUUGAUUUCAUGUUCUUUAUGUCCAUUUCAACAUCGAAAUUCAUCGAUAAUGGAACAUCAUCUAUCAUUACAUCUACAGGGAAAAGGUUAUCAAUGUUUACUAUGUAACUAUACAUCAGAAAUACGUUUAAAAAUACAAAAACAUUGUUUAUCUGUUCAUGAAGAUCCACAUGUGCAAAUAUUACAAACAAUAAGAAAUCUAGAUGCUAAAGCGAUACCUCCUUCACCAUCAGUCUUAACCCAUGACAUAGAUGAAGAUGAACAUCUUUGUUCAAUAUGUCCAUAUAAAUGUGCUGAUCGUCAACUAUUUGAAAAACAUCUCAAAUAUCAUACACGACUUUCAGAAUAUAAAUGUAAUUAUUGUAAUUAUUCUGCUAAUAAUGAAUAUAUGAUAAAACAACAUGAAUUAUUACAUAAAAGUAAUAGUGAUUAUGAUAAUGAAGAAUUUCUUGAAUUAGAUUCAGAGUUAGAAGGUGUGAAUGAAAUUGAAGAGAAAGAUGAUAAUACCUUAUAUAAAACUACCUCAACAACAGCAUAUGAAUAUGAAUGUCCAUUAUGUGGAAAACAACAAACAAAUUUAGAACAAUUUACACUUCAUUUACAUUCCCACAAUCAAAAUAACAAUCAAUGUCCAUUUUGUUCUCAUUUAUCAUCAUCAAAUAAUUUAAUUAUUGAACAUAUUAAAUUACAUUUCAAUGGUCAUCUAACUGAACCAAAUUUAUUACUUGGAAUUGAACGUGUUAAAGAGUUAUUAGAACAAUCAUGA